Emericellopsis atlantica is the source of this 1709-nucleotide messenger RNA. Its product is annotated as high-affinity nickel-transport protein-domain-containing protein. NCBI's taxonomy places the organism in Eukaryota, Fungi, Ascomycota, Sordariomycetes, Hypocreales, Bionectriaceae. Gene Ontology annotation, molecular function: nickel cation transmembrane transporter activity. The transcript has a single exon. Bases 136 to 1422 code for a protein of 428 amino acids. Gene Ontology annotation, biological process: nickel cation transmembrane transport. Gene Ontology annotation, cellular component: plasma membrane. The record is from RefSeq and is a predicted model, not a curated record.
AUCACUCCUCCAGCAGGAGAUCAGAUUAUGCCGCAUCACGACCGGACGAGACGCUGACAACAACUUGAUGAGCCCAGAUAUCAGCCACCGCGGCCGCUCACCUCACCUUCGCGCCAAUUCACAUCCAUCGCCAUCAUGACGGCCCCUCCCGCUUUGGCCCGGGCAAGAGCGGCCAUCAACGACCGGAUCGCUUCCAUCAACGCUCUCAAGGGCCUUCCCCCGCAGUCCAUCCUCCUCAUUUCCACCCUCAUUCUCGUCAACAUCCUCGUCUGGCUCGCCGUCGCCUUACCCAUCCUCACCACGCAUCCUAAGCUGGCGGCCCCCGCCGCUAUAUCCUGGACACUCGGCCUACGCCACGCCCUCGACGCAGACCACAUUGCCGCCAUCGACCUCACGACGCGGCGCCUCAUUGCCGCAGGCCAGCGCCCUGUUUCUGUGGGCACAUUCUUCUCUCUAGGCCACAGCACCAUUGUCAUCAUCACCUGUAUCGUUGUCGCAGCGACGAGCGGUGCUCUGAGGGAGCGCUUCGACGGAUUCGCCAAGGUAGGUAAUAUCGUCGGUACGAGCGUCAGCGCUGCCUUUCUCAUCGUGCUGUGCCUUGGCAACGGAUGGGUUCUUCAUGGCCUGGUCCGACGACUGCGAGCUACGCUCGCCGCGCAGCGGGAUAGUGGGGUGGCGGCAGGGGAGCAGCAGCAGAUGAGCCAGGAUGAGGUCCAGCGCGUGGCGGAAGGCCAGUUCCACCUCGAGGGCGGCGGAUUUAUGGGACGGGUCCUGAAGAAACUGUUCCGGGCUAUUGAUCGCCCGUGGAAAAUGUAUCCUUUGGGUGUCGUCUUUGGACUUGGCUUCGAUACGUCCAGCGAGAUUGCCAUCCUCGGCAUCGCCAGUAUCCAGGCCGCACAGGGCACGAGCAUCUGGGUCAUCCUCAUCUUCCCCGCCCUGUUCACCUCGGGCAUGUGCCUCCUCGACACCACAGACGGCGCCCUCAUGCUCGCUUUAUACACGUCUAAGGCCUUUUCCCGCGAUCCCGUGGCCAUUCUGUACUAUUCCAUCGUCCUCACCGGCAUCACCGUCGCCGUCUCUGCUUUUAUUGGCUUGGUGCAGGUUUUGUCUUUGGUGCAGAACGUGGCGAAGCCUCAUGGGAGGUUCUGGGACGGCGUGGAGGCCAUUGGCGACAAUUUUGACAUUGUCGGCGGAUGCAUCUGUGGUGCCUUUUUGCUCGUGGGCAUUGGCUCCAUCAUCUUGUAUAAGCCAUGGAGGCGACAAGCGGACGCGGAUGAGUUGAGGAAUGAGGGCGAGGCAGGGACAGUCGACGCUACGCAUGAUGGUAUGCCAAGCGGAGCAGCAGUGUCCCGCGAGUCAACACCGCUGUUGGGAGUCGAUCAGACACCCAUCAGCAAGGCCACUGAUAGUAGUCAGGUAUGAGGACCUGGACAGGGCCUUGGUAUUUGAUCCAAGAUGAAGCAUACCGUAGACAAGCUCUUGGUUGCAAUGUUCUACAGGACACUAGAGUCUCUCGUGACAUUUUCUUGAGGACCAGGUCAAAGCAUGUGUCUGCAACCACUAAUCCACCUGGUAAGAAGUGGCUCGGCACAUUAAAUGUCUUCGUCUCCUUCAACUUAUACGUACGCGCAUCCUAUUGCGCCCCUACCAUUGACUAGCUCGCAUACUUCGCCCCCGCGGCGGGGGCUAGAGUUCUAGUUGAGAUGACU